CAAAAGGUUAACAACAACUCCUGAGUUACUUAAAAUCUGGUGAAGUAACUACGGUUUCAGCCCCAAUCACGCACUGUGAAGCCGCGGGCUGUCGUAAUGUCAGAGCCCAAGGCGCCCACUCCGACACCGGGAGACACGUACAAAGGUUGGCUUUUCAAAUGGACAAAUUACAUCAAAGGUUACCAACGACGAUGGUUCGUCUUGAGCAACGGCCUGCUGUCAUAUUACAGGACCCAGGCAGAGAUGGGCCACACAUGCCGGGGCACCAUAAACCUGGCCACAGCCAACAUCGUGGUGGAGGACUCCUGUAACUUUGUCAUCUCGAACGGCGGGGCUCAGACGUACCACCUGAAGGCCAGCACGGAGGUGGAGAGGCAGCGCUGGAUCACCGCCCUGGAGCUGGCCAAGGCCAAAGCCGUCAGCAUGCAGGCCGAGUCUGAUGAAUCUGGGGAUGAAUGUCCUACCUCUCCUCCAGCCUCUGGACAGGGUGUAGGGGCGCGGAAUUCGGAGGUGCAGUCCACCCUCCGUACGCUGGGCAGUAAAGUGGAAGAUCUGAGCACGUGCAAUGACCUCAUCGCUAAGCACGGUUCCGCCCUCCAGAGGUCUCUGUCUGAGUUGGAGGGUGUCCGGCUGGGCGGGGACACUAGUGACAAGAUUCGGCAGGUUACGGAGAGAGCCACGUUGUUCCGCAUCACCUCCAACGCAAUGAUCAACGCGUGUCGGGACUUCCUGGCCCUGGCGCAGGCCCACAGUAAGCGCUGGCAGAAGGCUCUGCAGGCGGAGCGGGAGCAGCGCGUGCGUCUGGAGGAGACCCUGGAGCAGCUCGCCAAACAGCACAACCACCUGGAGAGAGCCUUCAGAGGAGCCACCGUGCUCCCUGCCUCCCAGAGCAACGCCGCCCCCGACAGCAAGGGUUCUGUUCCGGGGAAAGGGGACGUCAGUGACGAGGACGAUGAGAACGAGUUCUUCGACGCCAUGGAGGACGUUCAGGAGUUCAUCACCGUCCCGGCCGACCCCAAGUAUCACAGGAGGUCGGGCAGCAAUGUCAGCGGUAUCAGCAGCGAGAUCGGAAUGGAUGACCAGUCGCUUGACGAACAGUCUCUGGCGUCCAAUCCGGAAUCUCCCCAGUCACAAGAGAUAGAGCCCGUGAGAAAGAGGCGGACCCGCAUCCCAGACAAGCCCAACUAUUCACUCAACCUCUGGAGCAUCAUGAAGAACUGUAUUGGCAAAGAGCUGUCCAAAAUCCCUAUGCCUGUGAACUUCAACGAGCCCCUGUCCAUGCUGCAGCGCCUGUCUGAGGAUCUGGAGUACUCCGACCUGCUGGACAAAGCGGCCAAGUGCCAGAGCUCUCUGGAGCAGCUGUGUUACGUGGCGGCGUUCACCGUCUCCUCCUACUCCACCACGGUCCACCGCACAGGAAAACCCUUCAACCCGCUGCUGGGGGAGACCUUCGAACUGGACCGCCUGAGAGAGAGCGGCUACAGGUCCCUCUGCGAGCAGGUGAGCCAUCACCCCCCAGCGGCAGCCCACCACGCUAUCUCUGAACGCGGCUGGACCCUGAGACAGGAGAUCGCCCUGGCCAGCAAGUUCAGGGGCAAAUACCUCUCCAUCAUGCCUCUCGGGUCGAUUCACUGUAUAUUUGAGAAGAGCGGUAAUCAUUACUCCUGGAAGAAGGUCACCACCACAGUUCACAACAUCAUCGUGGGAAAACUGUGGAUUGACCAGUCUGGAGAGAUUGACGUGGUGAACCAUAAGACAGGCGAUCGCUGCCACCUUAAGUUUGCCCCUUACAGCUACUUCUCCAGAGACGUGGCCAGAAAGGUGACGGGGGUGGUGACGGAUAAGGAGGGGAAGGCACACUACGUGUUGUCGGGGACGUGGGAUGAGAAGAUGGAGUGCUCCCGUGUCAUGCAGAGCAGCAGAGGAGGAGAGAACGGAACGGAGGGAAGACAAAAAACCGUUUAUCAAACACUCAAAGCCCGGGAACUGUGGAGGAAAACCCCGCUGCCGGAGGGUGCCGAGACCAUGUACUACUUCUCCUCUCUGGCCCUGACCCUCAACGAGCCGGAGGAGGGCGUGGCACCCACUGACAGCAGGCUGAGGCCGGACCAGAGGCUGAUGGAGCAGGGCCGCUGGGAGGAGGCCAACGCCGAAAAACAGAGACUAGAGGAGAAACAGCGCAGCGUCCGCCGCGAGAGGGAGAGAGAAGCCGCCCGCACCGCCAACUCCACAGAGGAGGGUAAGACAGAGUCAGAGGAGGACAACUACAAGGCUCUGUGGUUUGAGCGUACCGAGGACCCCGCCACAGGAGAGCCCACGCACAUCUACAAGGGAGGGUACUGGGAAGCCAAGGAACAGAGCAACUGGGAAUGCUGCCCGGACAUAUUCUGAUCCGGUCCGUGUCUCUGGCCUCGCCCCCCUCCCCUCCGCAGCCGGCGAAAACAGACUGCCCCAAAAAUAUGUACAACUGACUGCCACCCGCCAUGCCCUCUUCACUAUACCAGGGCAAAACUGGCAUCGGCCAACUACAGUGCCCCUCUCCCUCCACCCACACUGCUGUCUUUUGGCCCCUCCCACAUCUCUCCCUCUCUCUCUCUCUCUCUCUCUCUCUCUCUCUCUUUCUCUUUCUCUCUCUUUUUCCCUCUCUCUCUCUCUCUCUCAUUCUCUCUGGAUCUUUGGACUGGGACAAGUGAACAGUCUUGUAAUCAGAAGGCAGGACACCUGUGAUACCUUUUUCUCUGUCCUAGAUACCCCCCCCCCCUCUCUCUCUCUCUCUCCCCCUCCCUCUGUGUGUGUUUUCUCUAACACACUUUUUCUCUCUCUGGUGGGGACAGUAUAGUCACAUACUCUGAUUAGUGUGUGUUUGUGAUAGAGCACUGUUAGAAUUCUUUCAUCUCUGUGUGUGUGUGUGUGUGUGUGUGGGCGGGCGUGUGUGUGUGUGUGUGGGCAGAGGCCCAGCUGUCAGCAUGCCCUUGUUUCACUCUGACGCCCUGUUUCUCUCUCACAGGGUUUGUGUGUGUGGGGAAGACGAAUAAUGAGAAAAAGAUUCGUGAAGGGAUUUGAGAGGUGUGUGU
Molecule: messenger RNA, 3074 nt
Organism: Chanos chanos (milkfish)
Lineage: Eukaryota; Metazoa; Chordata; Actinopteri; Gonorynchiformes; Chanidae
Gene: osbp
Product: oxysterol binding protein
Exons: 16
Coding region: 97-2391 (764 amino acids)
Cellular component (GO): cytosol; plasma membrane; perinuclear endoplasmic reticulum
Molecular function (GO): sterol binding
Source: RefSeq, a predicted model, not a curated record